GCUGCGAGUUGGUGGGUUCCGCCGCGCGACCCCUGCAGCAGGACAUAGGCUGAAAAAUCAGUAAGAGAGGAAAGCCAGAGGAAGAAACAAUCCUCAAUCUCUUGGAUUCAUAUCUGGCUCAGUCUGCAAACAGCCCUACAGUGGGAGGCAGACAAGUCACAAAUGACCAGACAGGGAGAGUCUGCUACGCAGGAACAGAUCCUCUGCUGAGCACACAGGUCCCUGGUGUCGUCGAGUGGCUGCCAGCAGCAUCAUGAAGGCUCUUCUCCUCCUCAUCCUGCUGGCUGAAGUCUGUCUCGCCUCCCUUGUCCCAGAGAAGGAGAAGAAUCCACAGUACUGGAGGAAUCAGGCUCAGCAGACACUGAAAACUGCCCUGAAGCUGCAGCAGCUCAACACCAAUGUGGCCAAGAACAUCAUCUUAUUUCUUGGAGAUGGCAUGGGAGUCUCCACGGUCACAGCAGCUCGUAUCCUGAAGGGACAGCUGCAGAACAUGAAGGGGGAAGAAUCCCUGCUGGAAAUGGACAAAUUUCCUUAUGUGGCUCUGUCCAAGACCUACAACACCAACGCCCAGGUGCCAGACAGUGCAGGCACUGCCACCGCGUAUCUCUGUGGGGUGAAGGCCAACGAGGGGACAGUGGGUGUGAGCGCAGCCGUGACCCGUGCUCAGUGCAAUACCACCGCGGGCAAUGAGGUCACAUCGAUUCUCAAGUGGGCAAAGGAAGCAGGCAAGUCUGUGGGCAUCGUAACCACCACACGGGUAAACCACGCCACUCCCAGUGCUGCCUAUGCCCACUCUGCUAACAGGGACUGGUAUUCUGAUAACGAAAUGCCCCCGGAGGCCAUCCAGCAGGGCUGCAAAGAUAUCGCCCAACAGCUCUUUGACAACAUCCCAGACAUUGAGGUGAUCAUGGGAGGUGGCCGGAAAUACAUGUUCCCAAAGAACACCAGCGAUGUGGAAUACCAGAAUGAUGACAAGUACAGGGGCACUCGUCUGGAUGGCAAAAACCUCAUAGAUGUCUGGAGAGAUAAGAAACCUAAAGACAAGAAUUCCUGGUAUGUCUGGAAUCGCAGUGCCCUGUUGUCCGUUAACCCGAUGGAAGUGGACUUCCUCUUAGGCCUCUUCGAGCCAAUAGAUAUGAUGUAUGAGCUAGACAGGAAUGUCCAUACAGACCCUUCCCUGACGGAGAUGGUGGAGGUGGCCAUCAAAAUCCUCCAGAGAAAUCCCCGAGGAUUCUUCCUGCUGGUGGAAGGGGGCAGGAUCGACCAUGGUCACCAUGAGGGGAAAGCCAAGCAAGCGCUGUACGAGGCAGUGGAGAUGGACAGAGCCAUAGGCAAGGCUGGUGACAUGACCUCACUGCAGGACACACUGACCGUAGUCACUGCUGACCACUCCCAUGUCUUCACCUUUGGUGGAUACACACCCCGCGGCAAUCCCAUUUUCGGUCUAGCGCCGAUGCACAGCGAUGUGGAUAAAAUGCCCUUCACCUCCAUCCUGUACGGAAAUGGCCCCGGCUACAAAAUUGUAGCUGGAGAGAGGGAGAAUGUGUCCGCCGUGGAUUAUGCUCAUGCCAACUACCAGGCCCAGUCGGCUGUGCCCCUGCGCCAGGAGACCCACGGGGGUGAGGACGUGGCGAUAUUUGCCAAGGGCCCAAUGGCCCACCUCCUGCAUGGAGUCCACGAGCAGAACUACAUUCCACACGUCAUGGCCUAUGCCGCCUGCAUUGGCCAGAACACAAACCACUGCAGCUCCGGAGCCCAGCACAGCACAGUGGGGCCUCUGCCCUUCCUCUCCACCCUUACCUCCGUCCUCCUCCUCAAAUUCUUGUUUUAAGGUCUCGCCCUCAAUCAGCUCACUUCCUUCAGUCACAGACCAGGGCUCUCCAGCUAUCUCAAAUAGAGAUCUUGACCCCAUUCAAAGACAGAUCUUGAAACCUGUCUCACCAUAUGAUACAGGGUCUUCAGGUUUUAACCAUGUUGGACAUAAUACCAAGGCUUCCUAUGUCUCUGGUCAAUGGACCCACCUUGUCCCUGAACCAGGGCAGCUGGCCUAUGGCCAUGAACCACUGUUCAAGAUCAUUAGGGGUGGGGAACUGAGUGAGCGGCUCAGUUGCUGUUGACGCUGCUGAACGUCCCUGGUGUGGAUGCUCUGGAUUCCAAGUUGGCUUCAAGAUCUGGAAAUAUUGGGCUGUUUUUAUAGCAAUAGCCUGGACUGGUUCUGUGAACCCAAAGACAGAGACACAUAGGUUCAGGCUGGGGCAGACUCUCUUGGACCCAGAUGUUUCAUAUCUAAUAAUGUUUUCUUUUGUUUUAAGCUCCUCUAGCCUCACUCAAGCAGUUUUUAAAAAAAUCAGAUAAACAAAACUCACAUAUUAGGAAAUGUUCUGUUCUCCUCUCAUGGCUGCUGAUUAUGUAAAUAGAGGCUUCCUCCCUGGGAACCAAAACCCGGAUCUAAACUUUGAGAGAAGAGGCUUUUGGAAUCUGAAUCCAGAUGUGGAUUUUGGCUCUUUGGUUCAUCUCUGGUUGAUGUUUUCAGAGGACCUUCGGAGAAUUAGUCACUUAAGUCAGCAGGAGUUGGACACCUGGAUCAGAUCCAUAAAGGUAUUUAGGCUGCUAAGUCCCUCCAAUUUCAAUGGAAGUUAGGAGCCUAAAUACCUUUGUGGUUCUGGGCCUCAUCCCCUUUUGAAAAUCCAGUCCUCUGUCUGACAGCACAGAAGUGAUGCUUCAGAUCCUGCACUAUGGCAUCACUGAUGAAAGACUUUCAGCGGGGCCAAAGGAAUCACUCACAUCCAUAGAAUCGUAGGACUGGAAGGGACUAGGGAUGAGAGGUCCUCUAGUCCAGUUCCCUGCCCUCAUGGCAGGACUAAGUAUUAUCAGUGAUGUUUUAUGUUUGAAGCCAGGGUGAUACAAUAUAUGGAGCCCUCUUUGAUUCUUCCCUUUAGCCCCCUUGGUGCCAGGCAUAUUAGGCGCUCCCAGCUUAUGCUGGGGUUGUCACGUCUGUCCCAAACCUUAUGCCACAAUUUGUCCGGGCUCUGCUUUGUCCCUCACAUCUGGCUUGUAGGACACUAAAGGUCUCUGGAAACAAUGCUUGUUGGUCACUUCUUGGUGAUGCUGUGAUGUGAAGAUGUGGAGCAAACUGGCAGGUCAGGUUAGGAACCCAGCUUGUCAGCCAACCCCUCAUGUCUCCCAAGCUGGGCUGGGAAGGUCUGAGUAAAAGCAUUCCUGUGAGAUUUCCUGCAGCCAGUUAGGCCACAGACAAUAUCCCAUGAUCAGCCUUUGCUAACAUAUUGCAGUCCUGGCCCAAGCUCAGCAGUGGGGAGCAACUGGAGAAUAAUGUUGGCCACACCUUUUUUUGACCAUAUAAAAAGGUUGUUUGCGGUGCUGUGGCCAUGUUGGUUCCAGGAUGUUAGAGAGACAAGCUAUCUUUUAUUGGACAGACUUCUGUUGGUGAAAGAGACCAACUUUCAAGCUCCACAGAGCUCUUUGUCACUGACCAACCUCAUCUCCUUCAUAAAAAAGGUCCAUAUGAGUUUCAGGCUGGGUCGUAUUUGAACCAAACUGUUUUCCCUGUCUCUGAUUGCAUCACAGUGGGAUGAUGCAACAGCCUUAGGAGCCAAAAUCCUAUUAAAAGUCAAUGGGACUUCGUUGUGGGCUGUUUCUAGAUACUAGUUGACCAGAGUGGCCAAGCCCCCUGCUGACAGACAGAAAGAAGCAGGGUGGGAGUGAGGGUCACAUUGUCAAAGGCACUUACAUGCCUUGAGAGGCUAACAAUCGUUUCUCCUGACAAGUUGAUGCAGUGGCUGGAGGGGAGUUAUUUGCCAUGCCAUGUGGUGAUUAGUUUCUGAGGAUGCUCAUCGGCAUGCCGUUAGGAGACCUGAGCAAUUUAAUUUGGUAUCAAGGUUUCAUUCAGCUGUUUAAUUUGUCAGUAGUUUGGGGGUUUUUUUUGUAUUUUUUUUAAAUAAAGCCUUUUUAAAAAAUCAACUAUUUCAGGCCAUUUCAGGCCAUAGCGGAUUGUCUGAAGACACUUGAAUUCUUGGGGCCAAUGGGGCGCUGGAAAGACAGCCUUUUUGGCUUCAUAUUCAUAAGAAAACCACUGGCCUGAACACAGCCAGUUUGAAGGAACUGUCAAUCCACUUCAUAACCCAUGACCCAAGACCCCUGUCUGUAUUACCAUAGAAACUGUUGCCAUGGGUGUCAUCCAUGGUGACAGCAAAUCAAUUGUCCAUGAUAAAUAAAUACAAAUCUGGGAAUGCAUCUGGAUUGGAUUUGCA
Messenger RNA from Mauremys reevesii (Reeves's turtle), 4268 nucleotides. RefSeq names its product alkaline phosphatase, biomineralization associated (gene ALPL). Gene Ontology annotation, molecular function: alkaline phosphatase activity. The record is from RefSeq and is a predicted model, not a curated record. The transcript has 13 exons. NCBI's taxonomy places the organism in Eukaryota, Metazoa, Chordata, Testudines, Geoemydidae. The coding region runs from base 254 to 1831 and encodes 525 amino acids. Gene Ontology annotation, biological process: dephosphorylation. Gene Ontology annotation, cellular component: plasma membrane.